Messenger RNA from Xenopus tropicalis (tropical clawed frog), 1561 nucleotides. RefSeq names its product hemoglobin subunit epsilon gene 2 (gene hbe1.2). Gene Ontology annotation, molecular function: heme binding; oxygen binding. Gene Ontology annotation, biological process: oxygen transport. Gene Ontology annotation, cellular component: hemoglobin complex. The record is from RefSeq and is marked validated. Lineage: Eukaryota; Metazoa; Chordata; Amphibia; Anura; Pipidae.
AGUUCAGAGCCCGACACUUGUCUUGCUACAAACAGUACCUACUCACAAACCAACAACCAUGGUUCACUGGACAGCUGAAGAGAAGGCCGCCAUUACCUCUGUGUGGCAGAAAGUAAACCUGGAGCAAGAUGGCCAUGAGGCACUCACAAGGCUGCUGGUUGUGUACCCCUGGACCCAGAGAUACUUCAGCAGCUUUGGAAACCUCACUAAUGUCACUGCUGUUGCUGGAAAUGCCAAGGUUCGUGCACAUGGCAAGAAGGUCCUUUCAGCUGUUGGUGACGCCAUCACCCAUCUUGACAAUGUGAAGGGCACUCUCCAUGACCUCAGUGAAAUCCAUGCCUUCAAGCUUCAUGUGGAUCCCGAGAACUUCAAACGUCUUGGUGAAGUGCUGGUCAUUGUCUUGGCUUCUAAACUGGGAUCAGCUUUUACUCCUCAAAUCCAGGGAGCCUGGGAGAAAUUUGUUGCAGUUCUGGUUGAUGCACUCAGCCAAGGAUACAACUAAAAUGGCGUACUAGUGCUGUACUGAGGUUAUGGAUACUUUUAUGAACAUGUUGCACCAAUUUAAAAUAAAUGAGCUUGUAUAAUACAUGUCUGUAGUUUGGUUAAUAUUUAUACAAAUGUAUUAAAAAAAAAUGAAAAAAAAUAAGGAGCACUGUAUGUUAGACCACAAAACUUUUUUGAAGCAUGGUGACAUUUUAAGAGUAUCCUCUCUCUUUAUAAAGAGUAGAUAUUGUUGAAACAUCACCAUGUUUCAAUAAAGGUUUGUUCAUUUUUUCUUGUUAUAUUUUGUAUUUUGGAAUGCUGAUUUCCCUUUAAGCAAGGAUCUUAUUUUGCUAAUGCUGCAGUUUGGCUUCUAUAAGCAACACAUGUUGUCACCCAAUCAUAUCUUUUUGAAUUGUGGAAUAAUUAAUCAUAAAUCAAAUACUCCAUCGCACUCAAGGCACUCCUGACCUCUUCCAAGGAAACUUGGCUUUUAGGUACCUUCUUAACUGCAGACCUGUCCUUAAAGGGGUGGAGUUGGGAGAACUUAUAUUAACUAGUGAGAAGCCACUCUCCCAACUCUAUAUACAAAUCAUAGAAAUGUUGCUCAGUUCAGGUGAACAGAAUUGGGUGUGACUUAUAUCAUAAAUCAAAUGUAAUAAACCCAGACACUUCAUAUUAUUUAAACGGAAAACUAGAUGCUAAACUUCCACAAAAAAGACACACUUUGUAUAUAGUAUGUACAAAGUAUAAAUUGCAGGGAAGCAGAAGAAGAAUUGCUUGCUUGUGGGGUCAGACUUGUGUUGGGUGGUGCUUCUUCAAAAGGAACCUGUAACUGCUGCUGCAGCCAGAGGAGUUCCAAGACAACCUGCUGUUAAGUUUAAAAAACAUAACACGCAUUUGGUUUGCCACCUCAGGAUCAAAUUCACACCUUCUAACUAAUUAGCAGUUAAUUUAGAUACACAUAACAUAUUUGCUCCUAAAUUAUCUGCUGAUUGGUUGUACAGCUAUGGGAUCCCUUAUUCGUAAACCUAUUAUCCAAAGCAUUCUGAAUUUUAAUAAAAUAAUUAAAAUGCAAAAA